AUGAUCCGGAAGAAGGGGUCGGAGGCAGGCGCUCAGGACACCAGCCUGCUCAUCGCCCUGGACAAGAGCCGCUCCCGCCUGUCCAGCGGCUCCUCCGGCACCGUCUACAACGGGGUGCCCUACGCCGGCUUCGAUGAAGAGGAAGAGGACGAUCCCGUCGACGUGUACGGUGACGAAGGCUACAGCCCCAACCUCAGGGGCAACUACUUCCGAGAUGGGCAAACCAAGAUCGACUUUGUGCUGGUCUGGGAGGAGAAGAGCCGCCCCCCGAAGAAGAGGAGGGGGAAGCUGGCUUCCCACGAGGGCAGCAGGGAGGCAGCCCCUGAGGCCAGAGACGACCGGCCACGCGGGCACCACGAGCACUGGAAGAGGAAGUUCCUCAACAACCUGAGAAAUGCUGGGCUGCUGAUGGAGAAGGAGGAGACGCUGAGCGAGCGGAAGACCAUCCACUACCUGAAGCUGAGCGCCCCGUGGGACGUGCUGGUGUACUACGCCGAGGAGCUGUGCAUGCGAGCACCCCUGCAGGCCCAGCCCAACCCGGACCGGAACAGCUCCGCCGAGGUCCUGCAGUGGCUCUGCAUCCCCAACGCCCUGCAGCAGCACGUCCCCAACAAGCCCGCCGACUAUUACACCUGCGCCUUCCGCAGGUCCAAGCUGGACAAGUUCCUGGGCAGCGACUCCCGGGACUCCUACUUCAGCAACACGCAGAGACAUCGCAUCGUCUAUGAGAUCCUGGCUCGCACCAUCUACGGGAAGCGGAAACGCGCCGAGAUCGGGAUCAACCGGCUGUUGAACGAGCGUGUGUACGCCGCUGCCUUCCCGCUGCACGAGGGCCCCUUCGAGACGCCUGAGUCUGAGGUCCCCGAUGAAGCCCUAAACCCUCGCCAAGUCCUCUACCGCUUCUGGGCCCAGUGGGGCUGCUGGUACCGGUACCAGCCACUGGAUCACAUCCGCCAGUACUUUGGGGAGAAGAUUGCCAUCUACUUCGCCUGGCUGGGCUUCUACACAGCCUGGCUGCUCCCUGCUGCGGCCGUGGGUACCGUGGUCUUCCUCGCAGGCCUGGUUGCCAUGGGAACCAACACGCCAGCGCAGGAGAUCUGCGAGAGCGGAGGCCAGUUCCUCAUGUGUCCGCUCUGCGACACGUGUGAGACCUGGAACAUCUCAGAGAUCUGCCCCAUGGCUAAGGUCGGGUACCUGUUUGAUCACCCCGGGACCGUUUUCUUCAGCGUCUUCAUGUCCUUCUGGGCCGUGACCUUCCUGGAGUACUGGAAGAGGAAAAGCGCCACGCUGGCUCACCACUGGGACUGCAUGGACUUCCAAGAGGAGGAGGAGCGACCCAGGCCCGAGUUUGCUGCCAUGGCCCCGCGGAUGGAGCAGAACCCCAUCACGGGGCUGAAGGAGCCGUACUUCCCCAAGCAGGACCGCCUCUCCCGCGUCCUGACGGGCUCCAUGGCCAUUGUCAUCAUGCUGUGCGUGGUGAUGAUCUUCCUGGUCUCCGUGAUCAUGUACCGGGGCAUCGUCAGCGUGGUGAUGUAUCACACGGGCAACGCCAUUCUCAUGACCCAGGCUGGGAACAUAGCGAACAUCAGCAGCAGCCUGGUGAACCUGGCGCUGAUCCUCCUCAUGAGCCAGGUCUACACCUCCCUGGCGGAGAAGCUCACCAGGUGGGAGAUGCACCGGACCCAGACCCUGCACGAGGACGCCUUCACCUUCAAAGUCUUCAUCUUCCAGUUUGUCAACUUCUACUCCUCCCCCUUCUACGUGGCCUUCUUCAAAGGCAGGUUUGUGGGGUACCCCGGGCAGUACGGUACACUGCUCGGCCUGAGGAACGAGGAGUGCGGCCCCGGGGGGUGCCUGAUCGAACUGGCGCAGCAGCUGUUCAUCAUCAUGGUGGGGAAACAGAUCAUCAGCAACGUCCAGGAGUUCGUCAUCCCCAAGCUGAAGGCCUGGCGGCAGAAGCGCAAGCUGGCCAGGGUGCGGGGCGCGCAGAUCAGCCAGGAGCCCCCGCGCUGGGAGGAGGACUACGAGCUGAUCGAGUGCGAGGGGCUCUUUGAAGAGUACCUGGAGAUGGUGCUGCAGUUUGGGUUCAUCACGAUCUUCGUGGCUGCCUUCCCGCUGGCCCCGCUCUUCGCCCUGCUCAAUAACUGGGUGGAGAUCCGCCUGGACGCCCAGAAGUUCGUGUGCGAGUACCGGCGCCCGGUGGCCUACCGCGCCCAGGACAUCGGGGUCUGGUUCCUCAUCCUGGAAGUCCUGGCUCAGAUCUCUGUCGUCGUCAACGCCUUCCUCAUCGCCUUCACCUCGGACUUCCUGCCCCGGCUCCUCUACCAGUACGAGCACGACAGCCAGCUGCAGGGCUACGUCAACUUCACCCUGGCCUACUCCCCCCCGCGCUACCUGGCCACCGGCAACCACACCCUGUGCAGGUACAAAGCCUUCCGGGAUGCCAAUGGGAACUACACCCUCUUCUACUGGAAGCUACUGGCCGUCCGCCUGGGCUUCAUCAUCGCUUUUGAGCACGUUGUCUUUUUCUUCCUGCGCCUCAUCGACUGGCUGGUGCCCGACGUCCCGGGGUCGCUGGAGCUGAAGAUCAAGCGAGAGCGCUACUUAGCCAAGCAGGCGCUGGCCGAUAACCAGGAGGUGCUGCUGACGGUGAGUCGCGACUCAGCUUCGCCAGCAAGCAGCCUUUCAUCCAGCAGCAUGAGCUAGCGGCGCCGGCUGGGAGCAGCCCCCGGGGGCUUGGCAGAUGGGAAGGCAGAGCUGGCUGGGGCCGGGCCCCCUCCACACUCGAUCAGGUGACUUGCCACUGGCAGGGCGGGAAGGGGCCGAACCGGAGCUGUCCAGAGGGGCCAGCAAAGCAGCAACGCCCCACAGACGACCUUCGACCUCCAGCGUGCCAGGGCGAGGCUCAUCGGACCCAGAGACGCGUGCCCGGCCUGGGUGUAGGUAAUGAGGCAGCUGGCGUGUGAGGAGUAUCCCAAGCCCGGAGGAGGAAGCUGGCGCUGGCUGCCGCUGCGCUCCUGGCUGAGUCGGCCCAGCGGGCCCCUCGCUCGCCCCCAGCCUGCGAACGCUUUGCUGCCUCCAAGAUGGGCGGUGAUGGGUCCAAGGCUGCUCACGCUCCAAGGCAAUCGGCAGUGGGGGCCCCAUGCGUCCGGCUGACUCUGGCCCAUGCCGCGAGACCCUCCUAAUCGCUGUGAGUGGGGCUGGCUGUCAGGUCAAGGUCACCCCGUUCAGAGGCGAGCGGCCCCGGGGCACAGAGCAGCAGCUGGAAGGGUGCACUGAGAAAUGCACUGCAAACGCGGCAACGCAAACGCCCCAGGGAGGAGCAGCGAGACCCCCCUGUUGUGCAUCCCCCCGCAUGCACACGGUUGGUCUGAGCCCCAGUGGGCCCAUCGCCCAAGGUGCUGGUGCAAUUUACGGCUCCUGUCACGGCCGCGCGGAGAUACCAGUGGGGACAGAGACCCUGUGCCGUCUUUUCCCUUCCUCCCAAGGCUCUCGGUGGAAUCAGUCUGUCAGCCCCAGCUCACAUCCCUUCUGGGCCAAGAUCGUCCAGAGCGGGCUGGGCUGGCCUCUCUGGGGGCUGUGGCUGCAAGGGGUGUGAGGCGGGCAGGAGAGGCAGGGGGCAACAAAUAGACGCCAGUGCUACACCCAGGCCUCUGUGUCUAUCACAUCCUGUCCCCAUGUCAGAACCAGGCUGUCGAUUUCUCCCACUUAGAAUGUUUGUGGAUUGACCCCACCCCGGCGAUCGUGAUGAGCUCAGGUCCUUCCCAAACUGGGCUACGCAGACC
Terrapene triunguis (Three-toed box turtle) is the source of this 3785-nucleotide messenger RNA. Its product is annotated as anoctamin-7. Gene Ontology annotation, molecular function: chloride channel activity; protein dimerization activity. Gene Ontology annotation, biological process: chloride transmembrane transport. The record is from RefSeq and is a predicted model, not a curated record. Lineage: Eukaryota; Metazoa; Chordata; Testudines; Emydidae. Gene Ontology annotation, cellular component: plasma membrane. The coding region runs from base 1 to 2706 and encodes 901 amino acids. The transcript is spliced from 23 exons.